AUGGUUCAGUUAGCAAACUACAUCAUCAGUCAAGUACUAGUGGAUUUCGAUUAUCGAAACCAUAGAGGAUAUACUCCGCUGGACAUCCUUGAACAAGCUGGAAGCACUUCAGAAAUUGAGCGCCUUAAAGAAAUGUUAAAGAAAGAUGCAUACAAGAUGAACAUUGAACAGUCAUCUGUUAAAACAGGAGUCAAAGAAAUCAAUUGCCAGCAAUUUCCUCUUGAAAGCCCUCGAGAUACACUUGAACGAGUAUUCAAAAUGAUUCUUGAAGCUGGGAGUUCUGCACACAACUGUGAGUUGCCCACAUUGAGCACAGGACCAAAUUCAAUAUCGGUGGAUUCUCACCGGAAAGCUGUGCAAAAAUCUGUAGUUCUGGCAGAAAACCCAUCUGAACCAAUGCCCUCAUCAAAGGAAACUAUGGGUCCCAAUGCCAAUUCAGAUCAAAUAAAGCAGCAGAGCCAAAAAUACAGGCAGGAAGGCAUUGUAAUUUACAGAAGUCCCAAGGAACAACAUGAGAUAUACAAAGAGGCACUACAGAAUGCCAGGAACACUAUCACAGUAGUUGCCAUUUUGAUUGCCACUGUUACUUUCAGUGCAGGAAUAAACCCGCCUGGUGGUGUGUACCAGGAAGGAACCCUGAAAGGACGGUCAACAGUGGGCAGAACAACAGCUUUCAAGAUAUUUGCAGUGAGCAACCACAUUGCAUUGUUCAUAUCUCUCUGCAUCGUCAUCAUUUUAGUCAGCAUAAUCCCCUUCCAAAGAAAAACACUGAUGAGGCUGCUAAUAAUUUCUCAUAAGGUUAUGUGGCUGGCAGUUUCAUUCAUGGCAACAGCUUAUGUUGCAGCUGCAUGGGUGAUCACACAUCAUAGUCAUGGGACGGUAUGGACACUUGAGAUUCUAUUGUCUGUCAGUGCAGGGAGUGUGGGAUUUGUUUUUGUUUAUGUGGGGGUUAUGUUGGUUCAGCACCAGUUGAGGAAGAUGAAGCGUCGGAAAAAUCGGAAUGGAAAAUUAGCAAAGGCUAUUUCUGACAUCGGAGACAAAAGUCAGUCACAAUCUAGCAACUCUGAUGUAUACAACUCUGAUGUAUACAGUGCGCAGUCUCAAGGAUGUCAUGCAUACUGA
This is a messenger RNA of Malania oleifera, 1122 nucleotides long. Its product is annotated as ankyrin repeat-containing protein ITN1-like. NCBI's taxonomy places the organism in Eukaryota, Viridiplantae, Streptophyta, Magnoliopsida, Santalales, Ximeniaceae. The transcript is spliced from 2 exons. Gene Ontology annotation, molecular function: protein phosphatase regulator activity; protein phosphatase 1 binding. The coding region runs from base 1 to 1122 and encodes 373 amino acids. The record is from RefSeq and is a predicted model, not a curated record. Gene Ontology annotation, cellular component: plasma membrane.